Messenger RNA from Homalodisca vitripennis (glassy-winged sharpshooter), 525 nucleotides. RefSeq lists its product as uncharacterized. Bases 1 to 525 code for a protein of 174 amino acids. The record is from RefSeq and is a predicted model, not a curated record. The transcript has a single exon. Lineage: Eukaryota; Metazoa; Arthropoda; Insecta; Hemiptera; Cicadellidae.
AUGGCAUAUGCCCUCCUUGGCUUUAUUGGAAGAUCGACAAGGGGCUUCAAGUCACACGACUCAAUGCUGGUUUUGUAUAAAUCCAUAGUGCGACCAGUGCUUGAAUAUGGAACUGUGAUCUGGUCCCCUUACCAACUGGGCCACGUAGAAGACUUGAAGAGGGUGCAGACACGUUUUUUGAGGAUGCUGGGAGCUCGUCUGGGCUACGCCUAUAUGGAAACGCUUGUUCUCCAACUGAAACAGCGUUUUAACCUGCAGUCACUGUACCAUCGGCGCAUCAUCUUCGAUCUUCUCUUCCUGUUCAAGCUGAUCAACGGACUGGUGGACUGCCCUGCUCUCCUGGAAAUGGUUGAUUUGAGCGUCCCUAGGGGAACGAGAUCACGGACUGUUUUCUGCCGCAAAUUCCUGCCCACGAACUACGCAUUCAACAGUAGCGUUGCAAGAAUUCUGAGGCAUGGUGGUGUGUGGUCCGGGCAGGUGGAUUUCUUCCUGGGGUCUCUUUCACCUUUCAAAGAAAAAAUAUAG